UUUGCUUUCUGUAGCUUUUCAUGUGUAGCAUUUCUGUGUCACAUGUAGGUGGUGUUUUGGAAUCUGAGCAUUUCAAGUUGAUGAGUGGAGGAAAACCUUCAAGAAAGUGUGGAAUCACCACCAGCGGCAAUCAUCUGUUCUUCAGCGACGAUGGUCUGCGUAUGCUGGAGACUUUAGAUCUGGACUUGUCUUAUGCCAGGUUUAUUCAGUUUUUUCUGAGACUGGGCUGUGGGAAAGCCUCUCCUGAUCCUCGCUCUCAGCCCGUGCUACUGCAGUUUUCCGUGGAUGGAGGGCUGACCUGGACUCUUGUUCAGGAAUUCCUGUACAGCAACAGCAGUAAUCAGGCUCACCUGGUGGCCCUCGAUAUCCCACUCAAAGGCCGUACUUCAGAGACACGCCUGCGCUGGUGGCAGCCAUCUGAGAAUGGCCAUUUCCAUAGUCCCUGGGUCAUAGAUAAAGUAAACAGCUGCUCCACAAAGACAUACGUGACAUUCAUAUGGAUUAAUAUGCUAAUGAAUCUGAUUCCAUAUCCUACUAAGUGUAGUUACUGAUUACAAAUUAUUUUGUAAGAACACUUUAGACAUUACACUAUUCUCACAAGAGCAUUAAAUUAAUGUUAGGGUCAGGAUGAGGAUAAGUUGAUAUCUAGUUAGUUACAGUCGGUUUUUAGAGAUUAGGGGGUUAAAGUAG
This is a messenger RNA of Triplophysa dalaica, 690 nucleotides long. RefSeq names its product reelin-like. NCBI's taxonomy places the organism in Eukaryota, Metazoa, Chordata, Actinopteri, Cypriniformes, Nemacheilidae. Gene Ontology annotation, molecular function: lipoprotein particle receptor binding. The transcript has 2 exons. Gene Ontology annotation, biological process: central nervous system development; neuron migration. The record is from RefSeq and is a predicted model, not a curated record. Bases 21 to 551 code for a protein of 176 amino acids.